Psammomys obesus (fat sand rat) is the source of this 3918-nucleotide messenger RNA. It is a transcript of the gene Lztr1, whose product is annotated as leucine zipper like post translational regulator 1. Gene Ontology annotation, molecular function: protein binding. NCBI's taxonomy places the organism in Eukaryota, Metazoa, Chordata, Mammalia, Rodentia, Muridae. The coding region runs from base 86 to 2608 and encodes 840 amino acids. The transcript is spliced from 21 exons. The record is from RefSeq and is a predicted model, not a curated record. Gene Ontology annotation, cellular component: Golgi apparatus.
UCUGGGAAGUGUGGUCCUUCGGCUUGGCCGGGGCGGUGGCGGGUAGCCCUGAAAUUUGGGCGGCCCAUAGGGCCUUCAAUCUGGGAUGGCCGGAUCCGGAGGCUCCGGAGGCCCGACUGGACCUGGUCCCCUGACGGGAGGGGUGCGCUCCAAGGUGGCUCCGAGCGUGGACUUUGACCACAGCUGCUCAGACAGUGUCGAGUACCUGACGCUUAACUUUGGACCCUUUGAAACAGUUCAUCGCUGGCGGCGCCUCCCGCCCUGCGACGAAUUCGUGGGCGCUCGGCGUAGCAAACACACAGUCGUGGCAUAUAAGGAUGCCAUCUACGUGUUCGGUGGAGACAACGGAAAGACGAUGCUCAACGAUCUUCUGCGGUUUGAUGUGAAGGACUGCUCCUGGUGCAGAGCCUUCACCACGGGCACCCCUCCAGCCCCUCGUUACCACCACUCAGCUGUUGUCUAUGGGAGCAGCAUGUUCGUCUUUGGGGGCUAUACUGGAGAUAUUUAUUCCAAUUCUAACUUGAAGAAUAAAAAUGACCUCUUUGAAUACAAGUUUGCAACUGGUCAGUGGACAGAGUGGAAAAUUGAAGGGCGGUUGCCGGUUGCCAGGUCAGCUCAUGGGGCCACAGUGUACAGUGACAAACUCUGGAUCUUUGCUGGCUAUGAUGGCAAUGCCAGGUUGAACGACAUGUGGACAGUUGGCCUCCAGGACCGAGAGCUCACAUGCUGGGAGGAGGUGGCCCAGAGUGGUGAGAUCCCCCCAUCCUGCUGCAACUUCCCUGUGGCUGUGUGCCAGGAUAAGAUGUUCGUGUUCUCAGGACAGAGUGGAGCCAAGAUAACAAACAACCUCUUCCAGUUUGAAUUCAAGGACAAGACGUGGACACGCAUCCCUACUGAGCACCUGCUCCGGGGCUCCCCACCCCCGCCACAGCGGCGCUAUGGACACACCAUGGUGGCCUUUGACCGCCAUCUCUAUGUGUUUGGGGGUGCGGCGGACAAUACACUGCCCAAUGAGCUACACUGCUACGAUGUGGACUUCCAGACCUGGGAGGUUGUCCAGCCCAGCUCUGACAGUGAGGUUGGUGGGGCUGAGGUGCCUGAGCGAGCUUCCUCUUCUGAGGAGGCGGCUACCCUAACCUCAGAGGAGCGGAGCAGCUUUAAGAAGUCCAGAGAUGUGUUUGGCUUAGACUUCGGCACUACCUCAGCCAAGCAGCCUGUCCACCUGGCAUCAGAGCUGCCCAGUGGGAGGCUCUUCCAUGCAGCUGCUGUCAUCUCUGAUGCCAUGUACAUCUUUGGGGGCACUGUGGACAACAACAUUCGCAGUGGGGAAAUGUACAGGUUCCAGUUCUCUUGCUACCCUAAGUGCACACUGCAUGAAGAUUAUGGGCGCCUAUGGGAGAGCCACCAGUUCUGUGAUGUGGAGUUUGUGCUUGGUGAGAAGGAAGAGUGUGUGCAGGGUCAUGUUGCCAUAGUCACUGCACGGAGCCGCUGGCUCCGUAGGAAGAUUGUGCAGGCUCGAGAGUGGCUGGCCCAGAAGCUGGAGGAAGAUGGGGCCCUUGCUCCCAGGGAAGCCCCUGGUUCAGCUGUGGGCAGGGCACGGCCAACCCUGUUACGUGUUGCCAUUCGUGAGGCUGAGGCCCGGCCAUUUGAGGUGCUCAUGCAGUUUCUCUACACAGACAAGAUCAAGUACCCACGGAAAGGCCAUGUAGAAGACGUGCUGCUCAUCAUGGAUGUAUACAAGUUGGCACUAAGCUUCCAGCUGUGUCGCCUUGAGCAACUGUGUCGGCAGUACAUUGAAGCCUCUGUGGAUCUGCAAAAUGUGCUGGUUGUAUGUGAGAGUGCCGCCAAGCUACAGCUGGGCCAGCUCAAGGAACACUGCCUGAACUUCAUAGUGAAGGAGUCCCACUUCAAUCAGGUGAUCAUGAUGAAGGAGUUUGAGCGCCUCUCAUCCCCACUGAUUGUGGAGAUUGUGCGGCGGAAGCAGCAGCCACCCCCUCGAGCACCCUCUGAUCAGCCUGUGGACAUUGGCACGUCUUUGAUCCAGGACAUGAAGGCCUACCUGGAGGGGGCAGGCUCAGAGUUCUGUGACAUCACACUACUGCUAGAUGGCCACCCACGGCCAGCCCACAAAGCCAUCCUAGCUGCCCGCUCUAGCUACUUUGAGGCCAUGUUCCGUUCAUUCAUGCCGGAGGAUGGGCAGGUGAACAUCUCCAUUGGAGAGAUGGUGCCCAGCAGACAGGCCUUUGAGUCCAUGCUACGCUACAUCUACUAUGGCGAGGUCAACAUGCCCCCUGAGGACUCGCUCUACCUGUUUGCAGCCCCCUACUACUACGGCUUCUACAACAACCGACUGCAGGCCUACUGCAAGCAGAACCUGGAGAUGAAUGUAACGGUGCAGAAUGUGUUACAGAUUUUGGAGGCGGCUGACAAGACACAGGCGCUGGACAUGAAGCGACACUGCUUGCACAUCAUUGUACACCAGUUCACCAAGGUUUCUAAGCUGCCAACACUGCGGUUGCUGAGCCAGCAGCUGCUGCUGGACAUCAUAGACUCCCUGGCCUCCCACAUCUCGGACAAGCAGUGUGCAGAGCUGGGCGCUGACAUCUGAGGGUCUCGGCUACCUGUCUGCAGAGUGACGACACCUAACCGAUUGGCCACAUCUCUACCUGUGGAGUGACCACACCUGUGGGGUCAAGGGUCCUCAGCUUCUACAGGGGACUGAGGUGUAUAAGAACUCCCAAAACUUCAUUGAGGACACAGGCCCCAUGGGGAAUGGCAAGUGAAGCAGACUGUUUCCAGCUGGCACCUCUCCCAAGGAGACCAUGGUUCGGGGAUAUCACUGAACAGUAGAGAGACAGGAGAGUGAGUGGCUCUGUGCUAGUGUUGUGGAUCUAGCAUAGAAUCCUGCUGUCAGGGGAUGAGGGCUUGCAGGUUAUGCUAGCAAUAGGAUAUACUCCAUUCCUUACCCAGAAGUUAUGAGUAGGAACUAGUGACAGUGGGCUGAUCCUACAAAUGAACUUUGGAAGGUUAUGUUCCCAGUCUAUGGGGCAGCAAGCAUAGCUUAGCCCCCUACCCCAGAGAGGCUGCAUGUUCUGGCCCACCCAAUGUGCAUAUUUGGGCCAGGGAGAAGUCAGCAGAGAUGAUCCUAUGUUUGUGUUCUGUGACAGACAUGCCUCCAUUACAGCUGUGGCAAUGCUACUUACACAUUUGGCUGGCAUAGUUGCCACAACUACUGGUCUGUCCUUCUGUAGCAACAUGACAGUUCCAUGGUUUAGGACAUUCCCCAGAUUUGGGUUUAGCACUUAUUCCCUGUUCUAACCAUGUUAACACAUGGUGUCAGCUAGAUGGAAGGGAAAUUGCAUGCCUCAGAGCUCUGGGCUGUCCAGGGUAUCCAUCCUUGAUACCUGACCAUGAACAUCUACAUCUCAACAGCACAGUAGACCUUUUGAGUACAGAAACCUACACUAUGUCUUGUUUCCUAGAAAACCAGACCUCAUUUUGGAGAAAUGCUUGGUUCUUCCUGGCUUUAGAACACACAUUGCUCCUGUGCUCCAUUCACCCAUGCUACAGGGCUCCAGGCAGAAAGGUGACCUGGGGGGGCAGUCCCAGCCAGCCAGCCAGGAAGUGGUCUGGUUACAAGAUGUGCUGGAAGAGAGGAAGGUGCCCAACACAAGCUGAGCUCAGAAACAGCUGAGUGGAGGGUGCCGUGCCGGCUUGGUGGGCAGCCAGGCAGGCAGGAUGUGGGCCAGCUGUGCUGUGAGCCAUUCCCCAAGGUGGCCUUAUCUAAACCUCUUGGGGGAACACGUGGAAGCUUUGGUCUGCAGAUCUUGCUUCAUGCUAACUCCUGUAAUUGGCCCUUCAGUUCUCUCCUCUACAUAGGAGGUGAAUAAAUAUAUACACCCAGGGCUCCAAAAAAAA